AUGGCCAACACUUCCGGGACGAUGGUCCCCAAAGACGCCAAAGAUGAGCUCGCCACAUCCAAGUUCAAUGAGAGCCACGAUGAGGCUCAGGUUAUACAAGGCCAGCCAAGGAAUUCAGCCAACUUGAAGCGCAAGCUCAAGAGUAGACAUCUCCAGAUGAUUGCAAUCGGUGGUACAAUUGGGACUGGUCUAUUCAUCUCUAGCGGAGAAGCACUAGCGCAUGCUGGCCCAAUCGGCGCACUCAUUGCAUACAUUUUCAUCGGAACUAUCGUCUUUUCGGUCAUGACGUCUCUCGGCGAAGUUGCCACUUACAUUCCAAUCCCCGGAGCUUUCACAUCGUACGCCACUCGACUGAUUGAUCCUAGUCUUGGCUUUGCGAUGGGAUGGAUCUACUGGUUCUCCUGGGCGAUUACAUUCGCUCUUGAGUUGACUGCCACUGGUCUUAUCAUUCAAUAUUGGGAUCCGUCCGUCAAUGUCGCUAUCUUCAUUGGAGUGUUCUGGGUCGUCAUGACUCUUCUCAAUCUACUCCCUGUUAACUUCUAUGGCGAACUAGAGUUUUGGUUCUCUAGCAUCAAAGUCGUUACAAUUAUCGGUUUCAUCAUCUUCGCGAUCUGCAUCGAUGCCGGUGCUGGACAACAAGGAUACCUCGGAUUCCAUAACUGGGUCCACCCAGGGCCAUUUGUCGAUUAUCUUGUGACACCAGGACCAACUGCUAAAUUUGUGGGCUUUUGGGCUGUUCUGAUUCAGGCUGGUUUCUCCUGCCAGGGUACCGAAUUAGUUGGUCUCGCCGCUGGUGAAAGUGAAAACCCUCGUCAAACCGUGCCAAAAGCGAUUCGAGCAACUUUCUUCCGAAUCCUUCUGUUUUAUGUGUUCUCAGUGUUCUUCAUCGGUCUCUUGGUACCAUCUGAUAACCCCGAUCUUUUGUCGGGUGCUUCCAAUGCAGCGGGAUCGCCAUUUGUGAUUGCGGCAGGACUAGCGGGAGUCAGAGUCCUACCCAGUAUUAUCAAUGCGGUUCUACUCACGGUGGUACUAUCAGCCGCAAAUGCAAACAUCUACAGUGGCAGCCGCAUGCUGAUUGGCUUGUCCCAGGAUGGCUUUGCUCCAGCCUUUCUGGCGAAGACUACAAAGGGCGGAGUUCCUUAUUAUGGAGUUCUACUAACCGCAGCCUUCGGUCUUCUUGGAUUUAUGAACGUCUCCACUUCGGGAAGCACUGUUUUCAACUGGCUGUUGAAUAUCACUACGGUUGCGGGCUUCAUUCUGUGGGCGUCACUUAACGCUUGCCACAUUGCGUUUAUGCGAGCUUUGAAGGCACGAAGAAUCUCGCGUGAUCUUCUUCCGUACAAGUCCCCAUUCCAACCUUUCCUGUCUUACUAUGGAUUGUUCUUUAACAUUCUUAUCAUGCUGACGCAAGGGUUUACUUCGUGGAUUCCUUCGUUCAGCGUUGAGAACUUCUUCGUCGCCUAUGUCAGCCUGAUUCUCUUUGCUGUGUUAUACAUUGGUCAUAAAUUGGUGUACCGGGAUCCUUUUGUGUCCCCUCUGCAGGCCGACCUUGACACGGGCCGACUUGAGGUUGAGGAUGAACAUUGGGAGGUUGCAGUUCCUACCACGUGGUAUGGUAAACUUUGGCAUUUGAUUAAUGGCUAG
Messenger RNA from Penicillium cataractarum, 1644 nucleotides. Its product is annotated as Arginine permease CAN1. Gene Ontology annotation, molecular function: amino acid transmembrane transporter activity. Gene Ontology annotation, cellular component: membrane. The transcript is spliced from 2 exons. The record is from RefSeq and is a predicted model, not a curated record. Lineage: Eukaryota; Fungi; Ascomycota; Eurotiomycetes; Eurotiales; Aspergillaceae. Gene Ontology annotation, biological process: amino acid transmembrane transport. The coding region runs from base 1 to 1644 and encodes 547 amino acids.